This is a messenger RNA of Hordeum vulgare subsp. vulgare (domesticated barley), 1105 nucleotides long. RefSeq names its product ras-related protein RABH1b-like. Gene Ontology annotation, molecular function: GTPase activity; GTP binding. Bases 2 to 925 code for a protein of 307 amino acids. The record is from RefSeq and is a predicted model, not a curated record. NCBI's taxonomy places the organism in Eukaryota, Viridiplantae, Streptophyta, Magnoliopsida, Poales, Poaceae. The transcript has 6 exons.
UAUGUAUGUAUGCAUUUGCAUGGAUGUGCCGUCAACACACGCGACUCGGCAGCUGGCUUCGGAAACGUCCAAAGUCGCCUCCCCUUCUCCGUUGAAAGCAAAGCAAAGCAAACCUCCUCCUGCUCCUCCUUCUUCCGUCCCCUUUCCACCGGUUGCACGCGUCCAAACCCCGGGCAACUACUCCCGAUCGAGCACGCGCCUCGACGACCCGAUCCAAAUCAAUCACGCGCCAAACAGACCGAUCGAUCCAUCCAUCUCCAGCAUCCGAGCAGAAGAUCAGAUGGCGCCGGUGGUGUCGGCGCUGGCCAAGUACAAGCUGGUGUUCCUCGGCGACCAGGCGGUGGGCAAGACCGCCAUCAUCACCCGCUUCAUGUACGACAAGUUCGACGCCACCUACCAGGCGACGAUUGGGAUCGAUUUCCUCUCCAAGACCAUGUACCUAGAGGACCGCACCGUCCGCCUACAGCUAUGGGACACGGCUGGGCAGGAGAGGUUCCGGAGUCUGAUUCCAAGCUACAUCAGAGACUCUUCUGUUGCGGUCAUCGUCUACGACGUAACAGACACGCAAUCGUUUCUGCAUACAUCCAAGUGGAUCGACGAAGUGAACACGGCAAGAGGCAAAGAUGUGCUGAUUGUGCUCGUCGGGAAUAAAACAGACCUCGUCGACCAGAGGCAAGUGCCGACAGACGAAGGGGAAGCCAAGGCCAAGGAGCACGGCGCCUUGUUCAUGGAGACCAGCGCAAAGGCCGGCUUCAACAUCAAGGCGUUGUUCCGCACGAUCGCCGCGUCGCUGCCGGGGAUGGACGCUGUCUCGUCGGCGAAGCAGGAGGACAUGGUGGACAUCAACCUGAGGCCUGCCUCCGGACCGGCAGGCUCGGGCACGGCCGGGCAGCAGGAGGAGAAAGCAGGCGGGUGUUCUUGCUGAGGGUUUUGGUGGUCUUUUUAGGGGGUCGAUUUGCAUCCCUUGCAGGAUUGCAGUAGCGCAUUUUGGUGGGGGUUUUGGUUACAUUACAGGGCAAAAAGGUAUUGUAAUUGCAGGACAGAGAGAUGCCAUGAUACUGUGAUUCUGACGAGACGAGUUUCAUAUAGAGGAGCGAUUUGAAUC